Messenger RNA from Camellia sinensis, 1379 nucleotides. The record is from RefSeq and is a predicted model, not a curated record. Lineage: Eukaryota; Viridiplantae; Streptophyta; Magnoliopsida; Ericales; Theaceae.
UAUUUCACUUCAUACCAUGAUGAUAAUAAAUCAAAAGGAACAUUAGAUCAUCAGACCUUUAAGAUGGUUGUGUUUUCACAAUCUCAAGAGAUCAACAAGUCAUUGUUUGAUGAAACAAGAGCUCUAUGCUAUGGAUUGUAAUAACUGUGGCAUUGUUAGGAGAUGGAAAGGUCAUUGGACCCAGAGGCAGAUGAAGAGGAUGGAAGCAUUGGCAAUUGUAUUAGCUUUUGUCGCUGCUUUCUCUGUUUUCACCAUUGCCAUGAUGCAGGUCAGAAAACCAGGCCUUGGCCACCUGUCAGGAAACUGUCGUUUUUUAACAAUUUUCAGCUUCGGCGAUUCUAAUUCUGACACUGGCUCCAUGUCGGCAGCGUUCCCCCGGGUCCCAUCUCCAUACGGGCAGACCUUCUUCGGUAAACCUUCUGGUCGAUAUUCUGACGGGCGCCUUAUCAUUGAUUUUAUAGCUGAGAAGUUGGGAGUGCCAUACUUGAGUCCAUACCUGGAUUCAAUCGGAUCGAAUUUCAAACAUGGAGCGAAUUUUGCAGCAGCUGGAUCAACCAUAAAGCCAGGGUCUCUUCUCCAUCUCACCAUACAGCUUGCUCAGUUUGAUCAAUUCAAAGCGCGCACAAUCGAGCUAUACAACCAAGGUUUGAGUUCAUAUGCCAAAACCAGCCUCCCAACACCUGAGGAUUUGUCAAAAGCUGUUUAUAUAUUUGAUACUGGACAGAAUGAUCUUUUUGCCGGGUUAACAAACACGACAGAGGAUCAAGUUCUGACAUCCAUUCCUGGUUUAAUCGAUGAAUUCUCUUUAGGCAUGGAGAUCCUCUACAGACAAGGAGCAAAAUAUUUUUGGAUACACAACACAGGCCCAAUAGGUUGCAUGCCCACCUUUAUUGUGAAUUAUAAACUUUAUAAACUAAAGCCUAGCAAUGCUGACCAAAAUGGUUGUUUCAAGUCUCAUAAUGAGGUGGCUCAAGAGUUUAACAAACAACUUAAGGACAAGGUGUCCCAACUACGGACCAAAUUUGAAGAUGCAUUACUGGUCUAUGUUGAUAUCUACUCUGCCAAAUAUUCUCUCAUCAGUGAAGCUAAAGACUAUGGCUUUGUUAAUCCUUUUAAGUAUUGCUGUGGACAUCAUGGGGAUUACAGUGUUAAAUGUGGGGAAAUAGCAGUGGUGAAUGGGACUCCAUUGUAUGGAUCUGCUUGCAGUAAUCCCUCUGAAUACAUCAGCUGGGAUAGCGUUCAUUACACUGAAGCUGCAAACCAGUGGGUAGCCAACCACAUUCUUGAUGGUUCUUUCUCUGAUCCUCAGAUUCCAAUCGCCCAAACAUGUCCUAAUAACUCUGUUCAUUCACAGUAAUUAGCUCAAUCAUCUAAGUCAA